AGUAUUCUUGUUGCUUCUGCAACCAAAUGAAAAGCUCCUGUAUUAAUCCCAUCAAGCAACAUGCAGUGUUCGUUGGGAAAUACUUACAACUUUUACAUCUGUCAAGAUAUGUGCUCAUACCUAUGUGGUUGGUCCUGUUCGGCUUGGGCGUUGUCGGUGUUACUCAUAUGUUCGACCACAUGACCAGCGCCCUCGAUUCUCCAGCUGGCUCGCCGUCAUACGCCGCCACUCAGAGGACUUCGGCCCUCUUCCCGCAACAACAAUUUGGUUCUCCCGAGGUCCUUUUAGUAUCGCUUGAUGGAGGUAGCCCAGGUGACCUUUUCACUAACGGUCUGUUGCAUAAUCUCACCGAGACCGUGCGCCAUGCCUUCCCAGCCAACAUGAAGGUUCAAAUUGACGACUAUUUGCAAGCUCAGCAGUCGGGGGAGCCUACAAUCCUGUAUCUCUCGGCUGACAACAGAACAACGAUCUUCACGGUUGCUUUUGACAUUGGUUUGGUCAGUGUCGCACCUCUUGAGGAAGCUGUAGCCGACGCUGUACGUGGGAGCUAUGGCCACCUUGGCCUCUUUGUUGGUUGGGCGGGUAUAGGGGCUUUGGGCGAUGAGUCGGCGAAAGUCACAGAGCUCGAACUGGGUAUAACACACGCUGUUGUGUUGCCUCUCGCCUUCCUCCUUUUAGCAUACUCCUUGAGAUCAUGGCGGCUAUUACUUCUACCAUUGAUAUGUUUGCUUCUGUCGAUUGCCAUCUGUGGAGCUUGCCUGUAUUUAUUAUCACUGUUAAUGCCCGUCAACACAGGUGCUCCGAUAAUGAUGUUCUUUCUCCUCAUGGCCUUGUGUGUCGACUAUUCUCUCAUCCUCCUAACGAGGUUUAGAGAGGAGGUCACAGGAGUGCAUCAAAGGUCGCCCUACGAUGCAUGCAAGGAGAUGCUCGAACACAGUGGCCAUGUGGUCUUCAGCUCAGGCAGCAUUCUGUUCGUAUGUUUUGUCUGGCUUAUGAUCAUACCCAUAGCCCUAUUUAGAAGUAUCGGUCUAGCCCUUCUGAUAUCAGCUCUCUGUGCAGUGUCAGUUAACCUCUCAGUGACCCCAACACUGAUCGUGACCUUUCCAAAGUUCUUUGGUCACUUUGGUGGCAAGAGCUGUUGUCGUUGUUGGUCGUGGUGUCGUUGUCGUCGUCGUGAUGAUCGCUCCGAGGGUCAGUCCCCUCGCGGUCGUCGUCGUCGAAGUGGCCCUGGUUUCUGGUAUAAGUGGGGUAAGCUUAUGACAUCCCGUUGGGCCGCAGUUGCAUCUAUCAUUCUGUUGGUUACCCUGAUAGCGGUAUUUGGGUGGGCGUGCUCUUCCCUCACGAUCACAUCCAAUAUCUCUACGGCUAGUCCAAGGGACUCUCGUGUUGGGAAGACUUCGGAAAGGAUCUCGAUGGCAUUCACACCAGGAAUGAGCGGUCCGUUCAACAUGGUCUUUGAGGCCCCUGGUGGUGACAUAUUCACGGAGAAGUUCUGGACGGCGGGGUUGAACCUGUGCCGGACGAUCGACCAGAAGUUAAUGAAGCAGCACCCUAAGGGAUCUCUAUUGGGCUCGAUGUAUUUGAAAGAACCGGGAAUGCCCGCAACAGAGAUUGACUUCAACCUUGCUAAACUUCUGGUCUCGCCCUCAUGUACUGAUCCCCGCUGUAAGCAGUACCAAGAAGGCUUGAAGAAGUCUAUGAGCCCUGGUCGGAACGCGUUGAAAGUCACCCUCAUAGUCGACGAUGCUCCAACUUCACUACAAGCGUCCAGCUUCACUGAGAGUCUCCGCGAUGUUAUUGAUACUGUUGUCAAAGAGAGCGAUGGGGAGCUCAUAGUCUGGCUCACAGGCAUAUCAGUUUCAUCACAUGAUUCAAUGUCUGCUGUAGUGGAAAGUCUGCCAGCGUUCGCAGCUGCCACGAUCGCUGUUUGUCUCGUCUUGGUUGGUAUUGUCUAUCGUUCGCUACUCAUUGCAGUCCGUGGAGUAAUCACCAUCGCUGUCACUUUGGUCUUCUCAUUCGGCUUUGCGGCAGGGGUGUACUUAAAUGGUUGGUUACAGUUCCUUCAUUGGCCCGCAGUGGCAUCAGAGUCGUCAACAGAUGGUCUCUCAUGGAUUGCCCUUCCUUUGGCCUUCUCUGUCGUCCUUGGGCUCAGUCUGGACUAUGACGUCUUCCUAUUGGGUAGAAUAGUCGAAGAACACGACCGUGGUGCAUCGGACAAGACUUCUGUCAUCAUCGGUGUGUGGAAAGCUGGUAAAGUGGUUGCACUAGCCGGCUGUAUCAUGACUAUAACUUUUUGUGGUCUUCUCUUCUCAUCAACUCCUAUGGUCAAUCAGACCGGCUUCAUAUUGGUAACAGCCAUUAUUCUGGAUGCUUUCUUCAUGCAGGGUGUUGUGACACCAUCACUUGUAUCAUUUUUUGGUAAAGCCAAUUGGUGGCCACGAGGCUGCCCGCCGAUUCACACCCCAGAAGACGAUGUCCUGGCUUGCAGAGAGGACAUAGAUAGUGCUCAGAUCCAAUCUGAUCCUCAAAAUCUCGAAACGCCUAACGUUAAACUAUAGGGCAAUGAUAGGCAUUGGUUUAUCAUCCUUUACGAUUUUUAUUCGUUAUCAUAA
Messenger RNA from Perkinsus marinus ATCC 50983, 2612 nucleotides. RefSeq lists its product as hypothetical. Gene Ontology annotation, cellular component: membrane. NCBI's taxonomy places the organism in Eukaryota, Perkinsozoa, Perkinsida, Perkinsidae. The coding region runs from base 27 to 2558 and encodes 843 amino acids. The record is from RefSeq and is a predicted model, not a curated record. The transcript has a single exon.